This is a messenger RNA of Grammomys surdaster, 4527 nucleotides long. RefSeq names its product triggering receptor expressed on myeloid cells like 2 (gene Treml2). Gene Ontology annotation, biological process: T cell activation. Gene Ontology annotation, cellular component: cell surface. Bases 633 to 1601 code for a protein of 322 amino acids. Gene Ontology annotation, molecular function: signaling receptor activity. Lineage: Eukaryota; Metazoa; Chordata; Mammalia; Rodentia; Muridae. The transcript has 6 exons. The record is from RefSeq and is a predicted model, not a curated record.
UUCCAGAAGUCUGGUAGCCUUGGAGCAGUGGAAGGCUAGAGAGAGCUGCUGGUCAACACAUGUGUCCAUGAGAGGUUAUUUGCAACUGUGAUCAGCCUGGACAGAGGAGGCUCAGAGUGACUGAAGGAAUCCAUUUUACCAGACUAAAGACCUUCCUCGUGAAGGAGCGUCAAGGCCUGCCAGAGAUCACCUGUUCCUGAAUCUCAGAACCCAGAGGAUCCCAUAAAGUCUCUACAGAAUGUUCCAGAAGCCUCUCCUUCAUGUCCCUGUGUGGACCAGCUGCUUGGAAUGAGGAGACACCCCAGAUGGAUCAGGUUUUCUGUCACAGAGGUGGUGGGGUUCUGGAGUUUUCUCUGGCCCAGGGGCCCCAAGACAGGGUGGAGCAGCCACAUCUGCCUGAAGUUCUGAGGAGGAGGGCGGAAACGUAUAGCCCCCGCCCUCACGGCCUCUCCCCACAAUUAUGAUAUGCUCUACUGGGGCAUUGUGUGCCACACUGGCUCACUUCCCCCAAAUAGACAACUGUAUUUUUUAGAGCCUGACAUCCAACCCUGGGUGGUCAGGUGGCAUGCCUGAGAUCAGGGUCCUAACCUCAGAUUCCUGGGGUGACUGUGACACUGCAUCUGGAUGGAGCCAUGCCUCUUGCAUUCCUGCUGUUGCUGCUGCUGCUACUGUCGCUACAGGACUGUGCCUCAGGUCCCUCCAAUGAGAACCUGUACAGGAAAGUGCGGCGGCGUGAAGGAGAGACUCUGUCUGUGCAGUGCUCCUACAAGAACCGCCGGAACUUUGCUGAAGCCAAGUCUUGGUGCAAAGUCAAGAAGAAGAAGUGUGAUCACAACUUCAUCCGGAACUGGGUGAGGGGUCCCAGCUACUCUAUGAGGGAUGAUGCCAAGGCCAAGGUGGUGCGCAUCACCAUGGAGGCUCUCAGAGUUCAAGACUCCGGACGAUAUUGGUGUAUGCGGAACACGGCUGGAAAUUUCUACCCCUUGACGGGUUUCCAGCUGGAAGUAUAUCCAGCCCUCACAACUGAGAGAAACGUUCCUCUCACACAUCUCACCGACACCCUCAAGGAUGGAUUUGUCACAACCGGCCAAGUCCGUAUUUCAGACUCUGAGGCCCCUUUCACAUCUGACAUGACUGUGUUCACAUCUGACAUGACUGUGUUCACAUCUGGACUCCUCGCCUUGGCUUCAGGGACCACCGCACCAACCCCCGUGACACGCUACAGUUUCGCUGAUACCAGUGACACCAUUACAGAGCCUGAGAGGAGCAUAGAGUCCCAGCCAGCGACUGUGUCUCCUAGCAAUGCAAGACCCUUCUCUGCUGAUCCAGUGACCACCUCCACCAUGCCCAGACAGCAGAGUAGCAGCUUGUCCACCACGGGGACGUGCCACCAGUUAACCCCCAACAGGUCCCAGGAGAGUCACAAACCUGUGAUGUUGGUGGUGGUGUCAUUUCUUCCAGUACCUGUGAUGUUAGUCGUGGCCUACGGGAUUUGGAAGAAGAAACACAUGGGAAGAUACAACUUGGCCAACAACUAUGCUAAACCCUGGAUACACCUUCCUGAAGGACCAGAGACACCAUGGAAGCCUACUUGGUCUUAGACAACUCAGUGAGCUGGGAAGCUGUUUUCAGUGGGCUCAUAAGGCCAGAAGAGGACCAAAAACCAGGCAACAGCCCUGGGGCAGGAGGACAGUAGAGCUGCCUUCCCUUCACCCAGGGCCACUGUGUUCUCGGCUUCCCUCUGUUCCCUUCAAACGCCUCUAUAUGUUUGGAGACAAAGGUCAGGUCUCAGGAGACCCCGAGGCAGCCAGUGCUUCUAGGGUCCUGUUCUGGAUGAGAAGGAGCAGUGACUAAGACCUGGGCCACAGAGGAGUCAGUAGCAGGAUGCCCCAGAGCUGACCAAAGCCACAUGUCUUCAGAUGUUCCCUGACUGUGGCUGCUGGUCCCUUCUGUCCUGGGAGCCCACAGGUCACACGUGUUUCCACUUGUUUCCUGUCUGCCAUCCUCUGCAGGCUGGUGACAGCCUUCAGCUACAGGGCUGUCCUCUCUCAAGAGGAGUGCAAAGGCUGAAUCUGGUUUCGCCGCUCAACUUCCUCCUCCCAUUCUACAGUGAUAGCUCAUGGAGACCGAGCGCAGAGACUCAACCAUGGGUGUCUGCAGCCUUAUCUAGAGAGCACCCGCCUCCAGACACUGGGGUGGGCUGAGGACCAACUUCUGAGAAAGGAGAAGCUCAAGCAAGGCCAUUUCUGAGAAAAUGGAGAUACCCUGCUUAAAAUAGCAGGAGAGAGAGGAGCAGGGCAGGAGACUGACAAAUCAGAUUCUAGGAGAGAGAGAUGGGAAGGCACCUGGACAUACGGACACAGAGACACACAUAUACACACAUGGAGGCAGGGAAGAGGGAGAGGAAGCAGAAGAGGAGGAGGGGGAGAAGAAGGAAGAGAAGAGGAGAGUCCAAACAGCUCAGACUUGCCCUCUACUAUCUAGAUCACUGGUGCAGAGUAGAGCGGGGCUGUGGACUGUGAGCUGAGCUGCCUCCCUAGCGGGGAUGCCCACUAGCCCAUGGAGUAUGGGAAGGUCCCUGGGCCGAGUUCAACAUCUACACUCUCGGCCCUGAGUCAGGGACAGCAGACAUCACAGUCAGGUGGGUGGCACAGCCGGGGCCUUGGUGCACACUCUAGGAUGAUGACUUUGAGGCAAGAAGGACCCAAGUUGUAAAGUCGGGGGACAGAAAGGGGAAGGCAUCCCCCCCUCUGCUUCCAAAAGAGAGUGGAAGAGGGGAGAUCAGACUGAACAACUGACAAAACAAGUUCUAGAAGAAUGGACAGACAGACACACACAUACACACCGGACAGACAGACAGACACACACACACAUACACACACACCCCUCUGGCUAGCAAGCAUCUGUAUAGAGCCACCACCCUAGUGGAUAACUAGGGAGGACUACCUCAUACUGCCUCUGAAGUCUCACCCCCACUCCCAUAUUGGCCCUGAACCUCCAUUGCCCCUUCAUUGUCCCUGACAGCCCUGUUUACUGAACAGGUGAUGGAGAGGUCAGGCAUAAGGACCAGUGAUGCCACUGUCCCUGAGCGACCCUGACCAAGCCACUAACCCUGUCUGGGCCUCAGUUUUCUCUCCUUUGAAAGGGGACAAUGAUUCCUGCCUCUAAAGAUUGACUGGGAUGCAAUGGAUGACAUAAACAGUGUGCGACAUACAAGCAUCCUGUGAUGCUUCCCCGAAGAUCUUUCCCGUCCUGUUGCUCAUCAGGAACUGAGGGGGGGGGUUGAGUGUUCCUCCUGCUGCUGCUGUGACUAACACUCUCUGACCAGGGGCUGCAAAGAUGGCUCAUGUUUAACAUGCUCAUGGCUCCAGCUAGGAUCCAGGCUCAGUUUCCAGCACCCACAUUGGGAGCUCACUCUGUAAUGCCAGUUCCAGGGCAUCUGAUGCCCCUCUCUGGCCUCCUCAGGCACCACAUAUACAUGGGGCAUAUAAACCAUUACAAGUACACACAUAUACACGUAUAAACCGUUAUAGGUACACAUGUAUACACGUAUAAGCCAUUACAGGUACACAUGUAUAUACAUAUAAACUAUUGCAGGUACGUGCUUAUACACACAAUAGUUUUUUUUAGAAACCUUUAAAAACAAUAACAACAAAAACCAGCCACUCUGGCCAAGAGCAGCCUAUGGAGGAAAGGGGUUAUUUGGCUUAUGCUUCCAGGCCACAGCCCAUCACUGAAGGAAGUUAGGACAGGAGCUCAAGCAGGGACUUGAGCAGAGACCAUGGAGGAGCGCUGUCUGCUGGCUUGCUUGCAGUCCCGUGCUUAGCUAGCUUUCUCAUACAUCUCAGGACCACUUGCCCAGGGAAUGGUGCCUCCCACAGUGGACUGGAGCCUCCCAUAUCAACUAACAGCCAAGACAAUCCCCCAGAGAUGUGUCCCCAGGCCAGUCUGAACAGGUUGAUCCCUCAAUUGAGACUCUCCUCAGGAGACUCCAGGCUGUGUCAAGUUGACAGUUAAAGGUAACCGUCAGCUUCCUUGAUCUCCUCUCCUCCUGCUUCUGUCCUCACCUCGGGGAUGCUGUGACUCUGUGGUGAAGGCUGGAUUAUCAGUUGCUGUGAUAAAACAUCACUGUUGGGAGGCAGCCGAUCCAAGGCUCUCCCUGAAGCUACAAUGUACUGAGAAGAAAUCUAGUUCCUUAUCUAACACGAGGAACAUGCUAGUAAAGUCAUCAACGCCCUGGGACCAGGCUUUGGGGAAGGUGUGAUUUCAGACCCUGAAACCCAACACCUCUCCCCCCCCAUCCCCCUGCAGAGGAGCUGUGGUUAUUAGCAAUGCCACUGUGGGCUCUGUCUGUGAUACAGUUGAGAUAUCCCGUGUUACUGUUGUACAGCAUUGAUUAGCUUCCUGCUGACUUCAUCCCAUUGUACCACAGCUUCCCCAUUCCCCCUCUGCAACCCGUAGAAAAACUGCUGUUCUUGUCAAUAAACUUGUCUGGCAUAAGCCGUCAGCGUCUGCAAGACCCCCUGA